Arachis ipaensis is the source of this 1550-nucleotide messenger RNA. RefSeq names its product U-box domain-containing protein 45. NCBI's taxonomy places the organism in Eukaryota, Viridiplantae, Streptophyta, Magnoliopsida, Fabales, Fabaceae. The record is from RefSeq and is a predicted model, not a curated record. Gene Ontology annotation, molecular function: protein binding.
UUUUCGUAGCAGAAUCUAUUUUCGCUCCCUGCAUGCACUCUCACAGAUACACACGUCACAGCUAUAUAAAGUGUAACAAUCAAACGUGGACUCAACGAUUCUCUCACUCACUAAUACUAAUUCAGCACUCUCAAUAAAAGAAAGAAAAAGGAGGAGCAGAGAACAAUAACGAGAAGCUGCUUCACUACACUGGAAACAAAAAAAUAAAAAUAAAAAAAUACAUUAGUUUAUUUAUUUCUUAAAUAAUAAACCCUUUUUUUUAUCUCUGCGGUGUUGCGGAUCUGCUGAACUUAACGGGGUGCGAGAAUGAGGCGGAGGCGAAGAAGAAGGAAGAGGCGCUGGUGGAGCUGAAGCAAGUGGUGAAGGACCUGCAGCAGGGAGAGGACUUGGCGAAGCGCCGCAUGGCGGCGACGACGGUGAGGUCGCUUGCGAAGGAACGAUCGGAAGUUAGGGGAACGCUCGCUAUGCUUGGAGCUAUUCCUCCGCUCGUCGGAAUGCUCGAUUCCGAAGACGUUCAUUCUCAGAUUGCUUCGCUCUAUGCGUUGCUCAAUCUCGGGAUCGGCAACGAUGCAAACAAAGCAGCCAUCGUUAAAGUUGGUGCUGUUCACAAGAUGUUGAAGUUAAUUGAAUCACCGGAUGCUACUAAUUCAUCAGUUUCUGAAGCAAUUGUUGCUAAUUUCCUUGGAUUGAGUGCUUUGGAUUCAAAUAAACCAAUAAUUGGAUCCUCUGGUGCAAUUCCAUUCCUAGUUAGAACCCUUCAAGAUUUGGAUUACGAAUGUAGCCACCAAGCCAAGCAAGAUGCUCUUCGAGCUCUGUACAAUCUAUCAAUCUUUCCAACCAACAGUUCAUUCAUUUUGGAAACUGAGUUGGUCCCCUUUUUGGUUAGUUCAAUUGGAGACAUGGAAGUGAGUGAGAGAGUGCUUGUGAUUCUAAGCAAUCUGGUUCCAACUCCAGAGGGCAGGAAAGCUAUCAGUGCUGUAAAGGAUUCGAUCUUCAUUCUGGUGGAUGUGUUGAAUUGGACGGAUUCGCCGGAGUGCCAAGAGAAGGCGUCAUACAUUUUGAUGAUUAUGGCACACAAAUCCUACAGCGACAGGCAGGUCAUGAUUGAGGCUGGGAUUGGAUCAUCACUGCUUGAAUUGACCCUUCUUGGUUCUACAUUGGCACAGAAAAGGGCCUCAAGGAUCUUGGAAUGUUUGAGGACGGACAAAGGGAAACAAGUUUCUAGAAGCUAUGGUCGAGGAAGCUUGGGGGCCGAUAUCUCUGCGCCUAUUUUCAGCGCGUCGCCGUCUUUUACGAAGGCUUCGGGUGGAGGAGGUAAAGGCUAUUUGGAGGAAGAGGAGGAGGAGGAAGAUACGAUGAGUGAGGAGAAGAAAGCAGUGAAGCAAUUAGUCCAACAGAGUUUGCAAAACAACAUGAGGAAAAUUGUCAAGAGGGCCAACUUGCGUCAAGAUUUUGUUCCAUCCCAGCAUUUGGCUUCACUUACUUCAAGUUCAACUUCUAAGAGCCUGCCAUUUUAACCAACUAUAGAUGCUGAGAACCAUGAAAGAUAG